AUGGGUAAAAUGGUCUCAGCAGUGGCCAAACCCUUUGCCAUGACCCAGAGAUCAGGCUUACCUAGUCAACACCACAUCACCCAAAACAUUUACCUCAAACUCAUGGCCUAUACAAAGAAUAAGAAAAAGGCAAUAGCCCUUCCAGUAUCCUCUCCUAAUGGUCCAAAAACCCGAAGAGGACACCAUGGUGUCAACAAGCAGUUUGAAAAGUUGCAAACUUAUCUGGGUAGUGGGAUGAGAGAGGAAAGACUUGAAUGGAUUGACUCUUUACACCGCGAGUUUCAUUAUUCAAAGGGCCUCAGUGACUCCCAGAGGCUACAUCAUUGGACAAGAAACACGUCGAGCAGUGCCAUGCAAGAGCAAUACCCCCAUGGUUUCACUACAUCCCAGCUCCUGAUUUUUGAUCCCCCCAACUCCUUUUCCAUCACCCCCCCUGAAGAACAUGAGGAGGCCCAAAUGCAAACUCCUAAGGCACUUGAGGCACUGAAGGCCAUUGACAAGCUGCUGACCACAGUUCAGAACCACAUGAUGCCCAAGAUAACUGCUAUUCUUGGCAGAUACGCUCCCAAACAACUGGAGCAUCAGUGCAGGAUGAGCUCAUCAAAAGGCCAGCUUUGGACUUUCUUGGAGCUUUUUUUUGCAUUUGCUAUUAAGGAGGGUAUGACCUUAGGAGACUGGGAGGGUGGUUAUCUCGUGCUUCCAUGGGAGGGCCUGGAGUGGCGCAUCCCUAUCCACCCAGGGGAUGUGUUUGGUUUCAUGGCACACACACUGCAUACUAGUACCAUGACCAAGCUACUAGAAGCCUUGUUACUGACUCCUAUGCUUCAAGUUGAACCCUUGAACACAUUCAACUCCACCAUCAACAAGAUUGCAGAUUUAAGCGCUCUACAGCACUCUGUAAUGUAUUACAUUUUCCUGAUGAGGAAUGGGUGUGGAUGGAUAGAUUCAAAGCAUGUGUCAUCUUCGCAUGGCAUUUUCAACCUCUCCCCAUCUCAAAAUCUGCACACCUUCACCCCCAUCUCUGACAUGCUGCAGUUGCAUCAUGGCACUGUUGUCGAGAUGCUUUAG
Molecule: messenger RNA, 1068 nt
Organism: Suillus discolor
Lineage: Eukaryota; Fungi; Basidiomycota; Agaricomycetes; Boletales; Suillaceae
Exons: 7
Coding region: 1-1068 (355 amino acids)
Source: RefSeq, a predicted model, not a curated record